AUGCUUCGCAUCCGCUCAAAUCUUCUGUGCCGGCGGUCGCUUACGGUGCUCAAGCCGGCAGGAGCUACUCAUUUCCUCCAUACGACCUCUUCCGCCGCGAAGAAUGAGUCGGGUCCAGACAAUGCGGAGGCCAUGGAGCGUUCCACCAUCGCAGACUUGCUCUCUGGGAAUGCUACGGCCCGAAACAGCGCCGAGUACGUCGUGUCUCGCCUCGAUGAUCUUGUGAACUGGGGCCGCAAGAGCUCCAUCUGGCCUGUAUCCUUCGGUCUGGCCUGCUGUGCAGUCGAGAUGAUGCACUUUGCUGGUUCACGAUACGAUUGCGAGCGCAUGGGAAUGGUGUAUCGAGCUUCUCCACGCCAAGGAGACGUCAUGAUCGUGGCUGGAACCCUCACGAACAAGAUGGCGCCGGCCAUGCGUCGAAUCUACGACCAAAUGCCGGAACCACGCUACGUCGUGUCUAUGGGGAGCUGCGCGAAUGGAGGCGGCUACUACCACUACUCGUACGCCGUGGUGCGCGGCUGCAACCGUAUCGUCCCCGUGGACAUCUACGUGCCUGGUUACCCUCCCACAGCUGAGGCUCUUCUCUUCGGCCUGAUGCAGCUUCAGAAGAAGAUCAAGGGCAACAAGACGUUGCUGCUGAAGGUCAGGAAGUGA
Molecule: messenger RNA, 654 nt
Organism: Phytophthora sojae
Lineage: Eukaryota; Oomycota; Peronosporomycetes; Peronosporales; Peronosporaceae
Exons: 3
Coding region: 1-654 (217 amino acids)
Biological process (GO): mitochondrial respiratory chain complex I assembly; aerobic respiration; electron transport coupled proton transport
Molecular function (GO): NADH dehydrogenase (ubiquinone) activity; 4 iron, 4 sulfur cluster binding; quinone binding
Source: RefSeq, a predicted model, not a curated record